CAUGUCAAACUACGCUACACCAUACAGGCUUUGACAGUUCACACGCACAGCGAGUUUCGACGGAAAAUACGCCGACGAUCAUCAUGUCGGAUUCGAAGAAAUCUGCGGAAGAAAACGGUGUUGUCGCCGUUGUUGCUGAAGGUGACCCACGGGAUGAAGUGUGUAGCUGGGGUUGGGUGAAGCCCAGCUGUUGUCAGCGAUUCAGAAACCCGGUCUGUGUUCUGUUUUGGCUGUGUUGUGCGGCCACCAUACAGGGAAUCAUUGUAAAUGGAAUGGUCAACUCAGUGAUAUCCAGUCUCGAAAGACGCUUUGAGAUAAGUAGCACGGAGUCCGGAAUAAUAGCCAGCUGUUAUGACAUCGGCUUUGUAUUGUUCGCCGUCCCAAUCUCCUACUUCGGUGGACACGGCAUCAAACCUCGAUAUCUCUCUUGUGGCAUGUUUUUCUUAGGACUCGGAUCCUUCCUGUUUGCACUUCCCCACUUCACGACAGGACAGUACUUACCAUCGAGCGGACUGGACAACACAUGCUUGCCUGGCGUCAACAGAACGGACCAGUGUGGUGCGAACUCUGAGAGCGGCCUCUCCCAGUACAAGUAUGUCUUCUAUCUGUCGCAGAUUCUAAACGGACUAGGGGCGGCGCCAUUAUACACACUUGGAGUUACCUACCUUGAAGAAAACUUACCGCUGCGUUCGACGUCAUUUUAUGUUGGUAUAUUCUACACGUUCGCCAUCGCCGGAUCUGCCGUGGGCUACCUGAUCGGGGGGCAGUUCCUCCAACUCUACGUUGAUAUCGGAUCCGUCGACAUAUCAAGUUUGUCUAUCGACCGGUUCAACCCUCGCUGGGUUGGGGCGUGGUGGGCUGGAUUUCUGGGAACCGGCGUCUUGUGCUUCAUUAUUGCAGCUGUCAUGGCAGGAUUCCCGAAAUCGCUUCCAGGUUCUAGUAAAUACCAAGCAGAAAAGGGAAAAGAGAUUUACGUCCGAGAAGGAUAUAAGAAGAACAUUGCGAAAAUUGGCACGAAACGUGGAUUCAAGAACCUACUACUUUCCGCAAAGCUGAUUCUGUUAAACCCAACGUUCAUCUUGUUGACCUUAGCUGCAGCUGUUGAAGAUAUUCUUGUGGGUGGAGUUGCAGCGUUUGGGCCAAAGUACAUUGAAUACCAGUUCAGGUUGACAGCCUCGACGGCUAGCCUGUAUAUGGGUUUAGCAGCUGUGAUAACGGGUGGGGGAGGGACGUUCCUCGGCGGGUACCUGGUGAAACGGUUCAGUCUGAAGAUUCGGGGUAUAUUUCGAGUGUGUAUCGUAUGCACUGUCAUAGGCGGCGUGUCCAAUGUAGCGUAUCUGAUCAACUGUGACAGUGCGCCUUUCGCAGGGGUGAACGUCAAGUACGGCGAUAUCCAGCCACUCAAUGGAGAACAGGGAGUGAUUGUUGGCAAUUUGAAUGACACGUGUAAUGCUGGUUGCGGUUGUACCCAGGAGCAAUACCACCCAGUAUGUGGUAAAGACAACAUCAUGUACUACUCCCCGUGUUAUGCAGGAUGCAGCUAUGUCGCCAAGGGAACAAAGCAGAAAUACUCCACGUGUAGCUGUAUAAACUUUACAGAAACCAAUUCAAGCGCAUUCUCUGCCGAGUUUGGAAAGUGCCAGAACUCCUGCAAAUGGCUUCCACUGUUCAUGCCGGUCUUCGCCUUCGCCAUAUUCUUCACAUUCAUGUCGGCCAUUCCGUCUCUGGCAGCAACAUUACGGUGUCUGCCAGAAGCACAGCGGUCUCUUGCACUGGGCAUCCAGUGGGUCAUCGCCAGACUCAUAGGUUCGAUCCCAUCACCUAUCUUCUUUGGCAAGAUCAUCGAUCUGACGUGCAAACUGUGGCAGACGCGAUGCGACCAGCGAGGAUCGUGUUUUUUCUACGACAACAAUCGCAUGAGUUACUCUUUUUUCGCUCUCAGCGUCGCGCUCAAAUGUUCAGCGUUCCUGUUUUUCCUACUGUCUGCAGUUUUCUAUCGCAGCUCACCGGAAGUCGAGGAUAUCAGCCUGACGUGCCCUGCGCCUACCGGAAGUCAAGACACGAUCAACACGCACGUGUCUGAUACGCCGGAAGUGGUUAAUCAAGACCGAAUUUAAAAUUGAAUCUGGAGGAGUAAAAACGUUCAGUUUUAAACUCCGGAACUAUAGAAUAUCCAGAAGUGGAGGAGCUAACAGAUUGUGCAGUAUACUUAUACACAAACAAUUUGCUGUGCUUGUGUAUGUAUAUGCGUGUGUGUGUAUGUGUGUGUGUUUGUGUGUGUCUGCCGUGGUAUGUGCUAUCCUGUCUAUGGGAUGGUGCAUAUAAAAGAUCCCUUGCUGCUAAUCGAAAAAGAGUA
Gigantopelta aegis is the source of this 2356-nucleotide messenger RNA. Its product is annotated as solute carrier organic anion transporter family member 4A1-like. NCBI's taxonomy places the organism in Eukaryota, Metazoa, Mollusca, Gastropoda, Neomphalida, Peltospiridae. Gene Ontology annotation, cellular component: membrane. The record is from RefSeq and is a predicted model, not a curated record. The coding region runs from base 84 to 2117 and encodes 677 amino acids. The transcript has 12 exons. Gene Ontology annotation, molecular function: protein binding. Gene Ontology annotation, biological process: transmembrane transport; sodium-independent organic anion transport.